AUGACACUGAACAGGACUUCAGCUACAAAGCCCAGCAUCGUACUUGUGGCAGGAGGCCAUGCUUCUGGCAAGCGAACUGUGUGCAACUUGCUCAGAAAGGAGUUGCUCUCCAGGGUCCAGAAGAUCAGAAGUCUCAGGAAGCAUGGCACCAACUUGAUCGAGAUUGUCGAUAUGGAUGAUUACUUGAGGGACAGCAAAGAUAGUGGCAAUUCUUCCCACAGUACAGUUAAAUGCUUCACAGACUUCAGGCACUCCAUCAACAAGGAAAAAUUGGCUCCGGAAACUAGGUCCACUUUGCAGAAAAAUCUUGAAAACAAAAACUUAGCUCCCAGCAGAUUUGACUUUGAUAAAUUGAAGAAUGAUCUACUGGAUGAUUAUAAGCAAAGAAAUCACCCUUUACUUUAUUUGGUCCAUGGAUUAUAUGCUCUCUAUGAUGCUGAGUUAAGAAAGUUCUCAGAUUUCAAUAUAUUUAUUGACUGUGAUGCUGACACCAGACUAACUAGAUGGAUUAAUGAAGAUAUCAUCGAAAACGAACAAAGCGAUAUCAGACUACAAGAUAUUUUGGAUUACUAUUUAAAUUACGCAAGACCAGAGAUGAAUCAGUUUAUCAAUCCAACGAAACAAUUUUCAGAUAUAAUAUUAACUAGAAGUUCAGAUACUUGUAGUAUAUCUAUACUAUGCGACGGAAUCUUCUCAGUUUUAUCAAAAAAGCUCACUGAAUAUGAUAACUCAUCUCAAACAGAUUCAGAAAAGCCGAACUCAAAUCUAUCUCUAUUCCCAUAUAAUCGUAUCUCAAUUUCCUCAACAAAAAUCAUUGAAGAUUAUAGACAUUCAACCGAUAAAAACUCCAUUAUCCAGCAAAAGAAGUAUGAUCUUGAUAGAGAAGACUUGGAUGCUCGUGUACAAAGAUAUUAUGAUUUAAAUUAG
This is a messenger RNA of Ascoidea rubescens DSM 1968, 927 nucleotides long. RefSeq names its product putative uridine kinase DAS2 (gene DAS2). Bases 1 to 927 code for a protein of 308 amino acids. The record is from RefSeq and is a predicted model, not a curated record. Gene Ontology annotation, cellular component: cytoplasm. Lineage: Eukaryota; Fungi; Ascomycota; Saccharomycetes; Ascoideales; Ascoideaceae. The transcript has a single exon. Gene Ontology annotation, molecular function: ATP binding; kinase activity.